AUGCCCGGCUUCCGUCGCUGGAGCAAAUCCAAGUUCGAUAAGAACCCCACUGGGACCUUCAAGCUCCUCGCUGCCGUCCUCGUGAUCACCUUCUACCUAAUCAUAAAGGAGUUUGAGGACCCGACUGUCAGAUUCAAUGGCAGCGUCCCCAAGUAUGGCGCGAAAAUACAAUGUGAACAUUGGACGAACGGCACGGGGAGGGCAGAUGAAGAGAAGGCAGACAAGGUGCGCGAGGCCAUGAAAUACACCUUUUGGAAGUACCGCGAGAAUGCUUGGGGUAGCGACGAUAUAUUGCCCGUAUCUGGAGGUAGUUCUUCGUCGCGCAAUGGCUGGGGCGCUUUCAUCGUGGAUUCCGCGACUACGCUGGUGCUGAUGGGCCUCUGGGACGAGCUAGCACUUUCGGUGGAGCAUAUUGUCACAGUUGACUUUACCAAGACCGACGAUCUGGUGGAUCCCUUUGAAACGACUAUCAGAUACCUGGGAGGGUUGGUGUCGCUGGUGGAUCUGUACGAUGCGGGUGUUAUACCGGACAAUGCCGUCUCGAAAGAUGCACGCGACGCCAUACUCCAACAAGCUGUCGCCCUUGCGAAUGCGUUAGGACCGGCUUAUGACACACCGACCGGCAUGCCGUGGCCUCGUGUUGAUUUCGCCCAGUCGAAGGGUAUUGCUGAUCUGCCAAGUGUCUCUUCUCAGUAUGCGAAAUACGAGAAUCCUGUUAUUGGACCUGCCCGCGCUGGCUCCUCUAUCCUUGAGAAUCGCGUGUUGACGCGACUUACCGGCGAUCCAAUAUAUGCUCAGAAUGCGACGCUUGCAUGGGCUCCGUUAGUCUGGUCAAAAUGGUAUCGGAAAUACAAUGGCAUGAUCGAGGCUCCCAUCGAUAUCAUCACCGGUGCACCUGUGGGCCGCCAGAGGCACUGGGAUGGAGGGCACGACUCGUACUACGAGUACCUCAUGAAGAUAACGCUUCUCGCUCCAACGUUCGACCCGUACCUCUCCAGGUACCGGGAGAAAUUCAGCCUGGCUGCGGGCUCGCUACGUAAUCACUACGCUUCGCGCUCUGCCUCUGCUCCGGACCACACCAUGCAGCAUCUCUUCCUUGCUCGUGAUGAUGAUCAAUGGUUCCUCAACAAGCAAAGCCACCUCGCCUGCUUCGCGCCCGGCACCCUUCUCCUAGCCUCUAAAGCCUACGCUCAAGAGAACCUCGGCAUCUUUGCCCUCGCGCUCCUGGAAGGCUGUCGGCAUACGUAUGACUCGACGCCUUCGAAGAUUGGCCCGGAAGCUUGGUCUUGGAUACCCAAAUUCGGCUAUGACGAGCCCAUCUACUCGCCAACCACCCAUCGCGAAAAAGAAGAGUGGCGCGCGAGCGGUUUCUGGAGUACAGACGCCCGGUACAAAGGACGUCCUGAGUAUAUCGAAUCCCUCUUUUACGCUCAUCGUAUUACGGGCGAGGCACGCUUCCGCGAAUGGGCAUGGGAUGCGUUUACGGCGAUGGAGAAGCAUUGCAAGGCGCCAUACGGAUAUGCGCAGCUGGCAGACGUGUACAAAGUGGAACUUGGACAAUGGAGUGGCGAGGGCGAAGGGAGGUGGAUUGAUAUGCAGGAGAGCUUCUGGGCAGCCGAGACGCUGAAGUAUCUCUGGCUUACUUUCAGCGAUGCGAAUAUCGCGAGCUUGGAUCGGUGGGUCUUCAGCACCGAAGGUCAUCCCUUCAGGAUGAUCAGGUAA
Didymosphaeria variabile is the source of this 1722-nucleotide messenger RNA. RefSeq lists its product as uncharacterized. Gene Ontology annotation, cellular component: Golgi membrane; endoplasmic reticulum. The transcript has a single exon. Gene Ontology annotation, biological process: N-glycan processing; carbohydrate metabolic process. The coding region runs from base 1 to 1722 and encodes 573 amino acids. Gene Ontology annotation, molecular function: calcium ion binding; mannosyl-oligosaccharide 1,2-alpha-mannosidase activity. Lineage: Eukaryota; Fungi; Ascomycota; Dothideomycetes; Pleosporales; Didymosphaeriaceae. The record is from RefSeq and is a predicted model, not a curated record.